AGCCAUCUGGAAAAACAGCAGUAGGGAAGAGAUUUUUGACAAGGCACAACUGUGCUGCUUUCGGAAGACGGAUUCCUAACUUGCGCUUCUUUGUGGCAUAUGAUUGAGCCAUCCUGAUUAGAAGCUGUGGGACUGCUGGAACCAGGAAGACAGAUUUGGCCGUGGCAGGUUUUUUGGGGGGGGGCAGAGAGAGAGUAUUGCACAGAGGGGAAGGCGUGACCAGCAUGGAGAAUGCCAAAGAACCCAGACACACACACAUUCUCUCUCUCUCCUCUCUCCCAUACACACACAAAUCUCUGAACAAAGAUAAGCCGGACAGCUGAACAUUUGGGGCCACACAAACCAUUGUCAACAAACCACCCUCUCUCAAAAGGAUCGAAAGACACCAAGACCAGUGGAGCUCACAGGGUGAAGAAAUGAGAUACUUACUGGUCUGGUCCCUUUGUGCCUUUCAUCUCAUCAAAGCGGACACCAUUGAACUGACCGACAUGUUUGGGGAGAUUCAGUCCCCCAAGUAUCCAGACUCCUACCCCAGUGAUUCAGAAGUGACUUGGAAUAUAUCAGUGCCAGAUGGGUUUCGAGUCAAGCUCUACUUCAUGCAUUUCGAUCUCGAAUCGUCCUACCUUUGCGAAUAUGACUAUGUGAAGGUUGAGUCUGAAGAGCAAGUGUUGGCAACUUUCUGCGGGAGAGAGGCCACAGACACAGAGCAAACCCCGGGGCAGGAGGCAAUUGUGUCCCCAGGUUCUUACAUGAGCCUCACAUUCAGAUCGGACUUCUCCAACGAGGAACGCUUCACAGGCUUUGAUGCCCAUUAUACGGCAGUGGAUAUCGACGAGUGCCUGGAGAACAGUGACGAGGAGCUGGCCUGUGACCAUCACUGCCACAACUAUAUUGGCGGCUACUACUGCUCCUGCCGGUUUGGCUACAUUCUCCACUCUGACAACAGGACUUGCAAAGUGGAGUGCAGUGACAACCUCUUCACUCAGAGGAAUGGGGUGAUCAACAGCCCAGACUUUCCCAAUUCCUAUCCCAAGAGUUCUGAUUGCUUGUACCGCAUUGAGCUGGAAGAAGGCUUCUUCAUUACGCUGCAGUUCGAAGACAGCAUUGACAUUGAAGACCAUCCAGAGGUCACCUGCCCAUAUGACUACAUAAAGAUCAAAGCUGGACUUCAGGAGUUUGGGCCUUUUUGUGGAGAAAGAUCUCCAGGAUGCAUAGAAACUCAGAGCAACAGCAUCCAAAUCCUGUUUCACAGUGACAACUCUGGAGAGAAUGGUGGCUGGAAGCUGACGUACACAGCAAUAGGGGAUCUCUGCCCACUUGUGGAGCCUCCACUCAAUGGCAAAAUUGAGCCAUCCCAGGCAACAUAUACCUUCAAGGACCAGGUGGUCGUCAGCUGCAGCACUGGAUACAAGGUCCUAAAGGAUGGCGUGGAGAGCGAGACGUUCCAGAUUGAGUGCAUGAAAGAUGGGACAUGGAGCAACAAGGUCCCCAUCUGCAUAAUUGCAGACUGCAAGACACCACCGAAGCUAGACCACGGAUUUCUUUCCUUCUCCACACCACGCAACCUGACUACAUACCAGUCAGAAAUCCAGUAUUUCUGCCAGCAACCAUACUACCAGAUGGUCCCCAACGUCACAGGUACCUACACCUGCGAUGCCAAGGGGAUCUGGAGAAGUGCAGAGUUGGGGAUGCGUCUGCCAUCUUGCCAACCAGUAUGUGGGCAGCCAACCCGCCCGUUGCCCACCCUAAUCAAGCGUAUCAUUGGUGGGCGAAAUGCUGAACCCGGCCUUUUCCCCUGGCAAGCUCUGAUCGUAGUGGAGGACACAUCCCGAGUCCCUAACGACCGGUGGUUCGGCAGUGGAGCUCUUCUCUCCGAGUCCUGGGUGCUGACAGCCGCCCACGUCCUUCGCUCCCAGCGCCGGGACAACACCAUCAUCCCCGUCUCCAAAGAACAUGUCACCAUCUACCUGGGCCUUCACGAUGUGAGGAACAAGAUGGAUGCUGUCAACCGGACGGUGGAGAAGAUUGUUCUCCACGAGGCCUUUGACAUCCAGAACUACAACCAUGACAUUGCUUUGGUGAAGCUGAAAGAGAAGGUCACCAUGGGACCUUACGUCAUGCCAGUUUGCCUUCCACAGCAUGAACAUGAGUUGGAAGGACCACAACCCAACACACUGGGCCUGGUGGCCGGCUGGGGCAUCUCCAGUCCUAACAUCACAGUGGACGAGGUAAUCAGCUCUGGCAUGAGGACCCUGUCUGAUAUUCUGCAAUACGUCAAGUUGCCAGUGGUGUUGCAUGCCGAGUGUAAGACGAGCUAUGAAUCCCGAUCAGGAAACUACAGUGUGACCGAGAAUAUGUUCUGCGCUGGCUAUUACGAAGGUGGGAAAGACACUUGCCUCGGAGACAGCGGGGGAGCAUUCGUCAUCCAAGACCUUGACAGCCGGAGGUGGGUGGCCCAAGGAUUGGUCUCAUGGGGUGGACCAGAAGAGUGCGGGAGCAAACAGGUCUACGGGGUUUACACCAAGGUCUCCAACUAUGUGGACUGGCUGCAAGAGAAAGCUGGAUGGACAUUCAUGGAUGUUGACCUGCACAGAUGAGCAUGUUGUUGAGCAUCUUAAUGGACCACAAAAUGGUUUUAUUCACACAUACACACACACGUGUGUGUGUGUGUGUACAAUUACACACGUGUACCAUUGUUAUUAAUGGGAAGGAGGGAGGAUCCAUUUGUUGUUCCUCCAAGGAGUGCUCCUGUUAAACGAAUAUCACAUUUUUCCAGAGCUUGAAAACUUCAUUAUAAAAAAGAACUAAUUUGAGUUGCCUUUUGUCCCUUUAGAAAAUGAACACAUUCAGUUCACAAUCAGUUCACAGUUCAAUCCAAGUUCCUCCAAAAGAAUUUCAGCAUUCAGAAUGUUACCAACUGCUGGGCAUCCCCGCCCGCCUGACAGACUUUGCCCAUGGAGGGAAUGUGUGUGUGUGGAGAUAACCAUCUGGCUCCCCAAGCCAGAUCCAGUCCCCCUCCCUUGCAUAUUAGACAUUCUAUGAGCCACUCACCCACCCUUUCUUCCAAAAUACUUUCCUCCCCUUCCCAUUUAACAAACAAGCAUGAAACCGAAAGUCCAGGAAGCCACCAUCUGAACACAACCUCUAUGUAUUGACUUUGUCUGAUGGCCAGUAUAUUGCUCAUUUGAGUGACAAGCCUGCCUCUCUCUCUCUCUCUCUCUCUCUCUCUCUCUCUUUCACACACACACACACACACACACAGAGAGAGAGAGAGAGAGAGAGAGAGGGAGAGGGAGAGGGAGAGGGAGAGAAGCCUCCUCUAGUGGCUGCUUUGUGUUUUUCUGUCUCCCCUUGAAAGAUGAAAACAUUAAACUAUAGAAUUUGAGCUUUUAGAAUCUGUCCCAAAACUUUAAUACUGUGAUAGUGAUGGGUUUCCUAUACCCAAAAAGUCGGGAUUCAGAGUCACAUCCUCCGAAACACUACGGAUUUCUUCCUAAAGCCAAGGUUCACAAAAUUCAAGUUGUCAUCAGACUAGAAUAUUUAAAAGCAAUUUAUGAACAUUUGGUGAAUUCCAGAUUUCUGCUGUUAUUCCCUCCUGCAUUGCUUCACAAUGCUGACUUCAGUGUCAUGUCGCACACAAACAGCCUGUGCCCCAGAGGCAUAUAUUUUGGAAUCAUUGGAUCGGAAGGCAAAAUUCAUGGAUUUUUUCCUUUGAGAGGGAAAACAUGACAUUGCAGCAUCUUGCCCUUCAUUAGGCUGAGUCUCACUCAUAAGAGAGCAAUUAAAAAUGGCCUCUUUUUAAAGGGAUCAGUUCUUGUUUAGUACUCUAAGCCAGCCUUUGCCAACCUGGUACAGCUAUGCUAGCUGGGGCUCAUCAGAGUCGAUAGUCCAAAACAUUCCAAGGGCCCACGGUUAGCAAAGACUUCUUUCAAGCCAGAUGAGAAUCUUUAUCACAAAGAAUGCUCUGAGAAAAAGUGCAACCAAUAAUGUGUUCUUACUGACAUAAGCUGGCAGGAGACAGGAAUGCUUUAAUUCAGGAUGGUAAUUCAAAAUCUUGCACACCUUCCCACUAUCAAAAGUCACUCCAAUGAAAGAUAAUACCCUUACUCUUUUGGAUCACGAGGGUUCCCAUCAUUGUAAGGUCAAAGAUCUUUUCUUCAUUCACAAACCCUCCCUGGACUGAUGAACUUUUUUUUUUAAGUAAAAAGAACAAUGUCUGUACUGCCUAUCCGGCCAAAAUCUAUGGUUCUUACUCACUGGUUGUUCAUUCAUCCAUUAAGAGCUUAGCUGAGUAAGGGCACCUCCACACAGGACUUUAUUGUAGACUUGAAAAGAAUGCUGUCCAGAGAAGGGCAUCCAAAAAGAUCAAGGGGGUGUAGGAACUCCCCUAUGAGGAAAGGUUACAAUAUUUGGGGCUUGUUAGUUUAGAGAAAAGGUGAGCCAGAGGCUUGAUAGAAGAGUAUAAAAUUAUGCAUGGUAUGGAGAAAGUGGACAAGGAAAAGUUUUUCUCCCUCUCUCCUAACGCUAGAACCUGUGGACAUCCCAUGAAGCUGAAUUCAGGACAGACAAAAGAAAGGACUUCUUCACACAGUGCACAGCUAAGAUUAUGGAAUUCAUGCCCAGAGGCGGCAGUGAUGGCUGUCAAUAUGAAUGGCUUUAAAAGAGGAAUAGACGAAUACAUGGAGGAUAAGGCUAUCAGUGGCAACUAGCGAUGAUGGCUAUGUUCUCCCUUCACCAUCAGGCUUCUCACUGGGACAUCUGGCUGGCCCCUGUGAGAACAGGACGCUGGACUAGAUGGGCCACCAGUCUCAUCCAAAAGGUUCUUCUUUUAAGACCGUUCUUAAAUUUUUCACAGUGUCCAUAUGACAUCAUCCUCAUCCAUAUGCCAUCUUAUUAUACCCCCCGUUUAAACUGGAUUUACCAUUUCCAUAUUUUGUUUUCCUUUGUUUUACUCAUCAGAUUUUCUGUUAAAGUGAUAAAUCCAGAAUUAAAUGGGGAAAUAAUAUGGGGUGACAUUUGGAGGAGGUGGAGGAUGUUUCGCGGACGCUGUGCAAAACUUGCAGGCAUGAGGAGCACCAAGUCCACAACAAAACUGCUUUGUGGAAUUGCCCUAGGAAGCAAGCAGCAAACACCAAAGACUGAAAAAAAUCCAAAGAAAGUAGCCUCAUGGUUAUUAUAAUACAUGCUUAGAACAAUAUUCUUGGCUCUGUUACAUAUUUAAGAGAUAAUAUGCUAUUUGUUAUGGGUUUUUUAUCCUGUUUUGUAGCAUUUUUACCAUUUUGUAUAACAAUCUUUAGAGGGAAAGAGAAUAAAAACGAUUCUAUGAUAUACAAAUCUCUGCAGAUUGAGAAUUCCAUUGAGGGCACUUCUUGUCGGAAGUUGUAAUGUUGCACCACUGAGUGGCGUGCGGAGCUUUGCAUCCACAUCCCAGAUUCUCAACACUCCUAGCAAAGAUGUGAUUUCGGCUUUUGAAAAUUUCUUUAGGAAUCUUUCCUAACAGACUGAGCUUCAGUCGCGGAUGGAGGCUCUGUGUCCAUGGGACAGGAGAAUUGCAGGGAUUGUGGAUUCCAAAAUCAGGUUUCUCUCCCACAGUUUGAAGAGCACAUUUUAAUUGGGAUCUGACCUCAAAAAUUAAUAUCCAGCCCCCCAAAAUAAAAAAUACAUUUUGGUGUGAAUAGGAAAGUAUAGAUGGGCAUGGUUCUGGCUGAUGCUUAGUCAAAUCAAUUAGAUUGUUCUACCUAUAUCAGCAGAUGCAGAAAUUCAGGCAGAGCAAUUCUGUUCACAUGACCUAAUCUGCCCUUUCUGAAAGAAUACAUGAACCACAGCUUUCUUUCAAAAUCCACACUCCUCUGAAUGCUGGGAUGCAACCAAAACCCGUGUAGAAAAAUGUGCGUGUUAGGGGAAAGUGUGCAUUACAGUGUAUACAUCCGUGGAAAUAUCAUCCACAAAUAUAACAGGGAGAAUUGCUUGCGAAAAAAUGUGUAUGUAUCGUAUGCAAAAUGGCAUCCCUGGAGUUCCAGCAUCUGCUCUGCUGCUGUGCACCAGUUUGGUGAAGAGGUGGGGCAGGGAGAUGGUGAGGUUGGGACAGUCCAGGCUCACCAGCAGAAGUAAUCUGGCACUCCCACCAACACACCUGAACUGCCCGGACCUCACCAUCCCGGUAUGUGGCAGCAACGUCGCUACUGGGAGGCCAGAUCCGUGGUGGCACCACCUCUCCCUGCUGGCUGAUCCUGCCACUCCCAUCAGAAAGCCACAUUGUGCAUCUGCAGAAGCUUCCCAAAAGUCAGCCAAGGGAGUCUUCUCUCUUGAUCCGACCCUCCAACCUGGGUGGCUUGAAAAGAGGAUUAGACAAAUGCAUGGAGGAUAAGGCUAUCAAUGGCUACUAGCCAGGAUGGCUAUGCUCAGCCUAUGCAGCAUGAUACCAAAUGCCAGUUGCUGAAAACCUCAAAGUGCUCUUGCGCUCAGGCCCUGCUUGCGGGCUUCCCAUAAUGGGCAACUGGUUGGCCACUGUGAGACCAGGAUGCUGGACUAGAUGGGCCCCCUUUGGCCUGAUCCAGCCAUAGGGCUCUGCUUAUGUUCUUAUGUCUUCUCAUGGUCAAACUAGAUGUGAUCCUAGUUGCAUUGUUACUCACAUGCACCCACAAGAGUCAGGCAUAAAUUGCAAAAGUCUUCACUAUCAAUGCACUCCUUUGCCCAGGGCAAACAGGGUGAGUCCAAUUGUAUGGAAGAGCCACUGACCACAGUUGUCAGGCCUUCAGAAGCUUCAGAAAGGACUCCCAGCAGCGACUGAUGCCAUCCUUGGUUGCACAGCUGCCUCAGUAGCGGCCGGUGCCUCCAUGUCAGUGGGCAAUGGAAUCCGCUCCAUGUUUUCAUCUGAACAUUCAAGGACCUUCAGACCCUUGGACAACUCUUUGAAAGUUCAGACAAAAACCUAGAGCGGAUUCCGCAGCCCCACUGACAUGCAGCCACCAGCUGCCACUGAGCUGCCCUACAUGCUUUGGCAUUUUCAUCACUGGCCCAGCUGCUACCAUUUCCUUCUUUAAGACCUUACCUGGACAUUGCCUGCCAAAAUGGCAGACAUUGCCCAACUGAGGCAGAAAUGUGGUUUCGGGAAGAGGAUGGGGAACAAGUGGUGGUGCAUCACAGGCACUCCCAUUGGCAGGCCAGCAAGCAAUGGGAGGCUCAGAAGUAACAAGCCCCCGCCCCAGUUAUGGAAAGAGGAGCAAAGGCGUGGGAAAGCCCAAACAAGGGAAUGUGAAUGACAUCCGUCCAUUGCCAGCCCGCAAUGCAGAGAGAAGUCAGUGUACAUGGGGACUUGCUACCCUGACUGUGAUUUUUAAGGGAGGUACUUACCCCUGUGAAAGAAUAAUGAACUUUGACCUUUCUGAUAAGUAGGAUUCUAUAAUCAGUAUGUUAAUGUCUGCUUAUAAGAGCUGCUUUCUAUCUUUCUAUCACAUCUUAAGGUACAUUUUGCAGUCACAAAGGAAAAUGAGGAAAUUCUGUGGGAUGCCAGCUAGCAAGGGAACAGGGGAGUUGUGGUCAAGCGAAAGAUUUCACAAAGAGUGUUAGUUUACAUGUCAAGCCGCGACCAACUGGUAUAAGCUAGGUUCUUAGGAUGAUACAAACCAGCCUAUAGAAUGGCCAGGUUUUCAGAUAGGGGUGAGUACCAAUGAUAUGCCCUAACACAGGCUCUGCAAACCCCUCCUCACUGCUCUAAGUAGGGGAGAUACAUCACAUGCAUUUGUAACUACCCCUCAGGAAAUGACUAGCUUACCAUGUAUGGGAUAAAUCUAGAUGGUUCAAUGAGACGUAUUGAAAACUAUAUAAGCCUGUGAAAUCAUGGUUCGAGAGAGGGAAUCUUUGACUCUCUCUCCUGAUGUACAUCAGUGAUCUCUUCUUUAUUGCAAUAAAGCUUGUUCAAGCGAUUGCUUCUUCUACAUUUGACUGGUGAGUUAUUUUUCCUUCGACACCCCGAAUUGCCAUGAGAGUAGAAUCAGGUGAGAUGACACCCGGUGAAGAAGGGAAGUGCAACCAUUGCUUAUUGCACCGUAACAUGGCCCAACUGGACCACACGGUACCCACGAGGAAUAUGGUGUCUGCUUCUUUGCAUCCAUGCACAGUCUAAGCAUCAGCCACCC
Molecule: messenger RNA, 8138 nt
Organism: Rhineura floridana
Lineage: Eukaryota; Metazoa; Chordata; Lepidosauria; Squamata; Rhineuridae
Gene: MASP1
Product: MBL associated serine protease 1
Exons: 11
Coding region: 417-2597 (726 amino acids)
Biological process (GO): complement activation; zymogen activation
Cellular component (GO): blood microparticle; extracellular region
Molecular function (GO): calcium ion binding; serine-type endopeptidase activity
Source: RefSeq, a predicted model, not a curated record